Molecule: messenger RNA, 2600 nt
Organism: Rhinolophus ferrumequinum (greater horseshoe bat)
Lineage: Eukaryota; Metazoa; Chordata; Mammalia; Chiroptera; Rhinolophidae
Gene: PPP1R3C
Product: protein phosphatase 1 regulatory subunit 3C
Exons: 2
Coding region: 115-1068 (317 amino acids)
Biological process (GO): regulation of glycogen biosynthetic process
Cellular component (GO): protein phosphatase type 1 complex
Molecular function (GO): protein phosphatase 1 binding; glycogen binding
Source: RefSeq, a predicted model, not a curated record
CGCCGCACCCACAAUCCGCCGGAGCUGCCGCCCAGCGGGGACAGCUGGGAACCGGGUGCGAGUUUGCGCAGGCAGCGAGUGCCACCUCCUUUGGUCCGCUGCCCUCUCUGCCUAAUGAGCUGCACCAGGAUGAUCCAGGUCUUAGAUCCACGGCCUUUGACAAGUUCGGUCAUGCCAGUGGAUGUGGCCAUGAGGCUGUGCUUGGCUCAUUCGCCACCUCUGAAGAGUUUCCUGGGCCCUUAUGAUGACUUUCAACGACGAAAUUUUGUCAACAAAUUAAAGCCUCUGAAACCGUGUCUCAAUAUAAAACAGGAAGCCAAAUCACAGAAUGACUGGAAGCAUUCGCACAACCAAGCCAAGAAACGGGUUGUGUUUGCUGACUCCAAGGGCCUCUCUCUCACCGCCAUCCAUGUCUUCUCUGACCUCCCAGAAGAACCAGCGUGGGAUCUGCAGUUUGAUCUCUUGGACCUUAAUGAUCUGUCUUCGGGCUUAAAACUCCACGAGGAGAAAAACUUGAUUUUAGAUUUCCCUCAGCCUUCGACUGAUUACUUAAGUUUUCGGAACCACUUUCAGAAGAACUCUGUGUGUCUGGAGAACUGCUCUCUGCAAGAGCGAACAGUGACUGGGACAGUGAAAGUGAAAAACGUGAGCUUUGAGAAGAAGGUUCAGAUCCGUAUUACCUUUGAUACUUGGAAAAGCUACACCAAUGUGGACUGUGCCUACAUGAAAAAUGUGUAUGGAGGCUCAGAUAGUGACACCUUCUCGUUUGCCAUUGACUUACCCUCUGUCAUUCCAACUGAGGAGCAGAUCGAAUUCUGCAUUUCUUACCAUGCUAAUGGGCAGGUCUUCUGGGACAAUAAUGAGGGUCAGAAUUAUAGAAUUGUCCAUGUGCAGUGGAAACCUGAUGGCGUGCAGACACAGAUGGCAUCGCAGGACAGUGCAUUCCACCGGGUGCCACCCAAGACUGAGUCAGAGCCAACAAUCUUUGGCAGUCCUAGGCUGGCCAGCGGGCUCUUCCCAGAAUGGCAGAGUUGGGGGAGAGUGGAGAACUUGGCCUCUUAUCGAUGAAUGAAGCAACCUAGUGACUGGUCUUGGCCUGUCAGAGUCCCCAUGUAAUCCCAGGUCUAUAUUGCUCAAUAUUAGGAAGUCUUAGUUACUUUCCUUCAGUAAUUUAGGUUUGAGCUUUCGAGACCUGGCUACAAAAAAGAUAGCCACUUAAGAAUUUAGUGUUGGGGUCUACAUGGAUGAUGCUACCCAGUUUGGCUGUGGAGGAUCCAGUAAUAGCCUGGAACCCCACUUUCAUAAAAGUAAUAUGUUAUCAAUGCCAUUUCUCCUUCCCUCUCAAUUCACAAGCUUUCACAUUGAGGAAAGAAAGGUUGAGGAAAGCCAGUUGAUGGUGAUGGAAAGCUGUGUUAGUGGUAUGAGGAAUGUCUGAAAAGUGUUUAUAAAGGGUUCUGUAGCUUAAGUCAGAAUAAGAGCGGGAGGUCUGAUACUUAACCGUUGGUGAGAAAAAUGUAAGGUUAUUUUGUGUUUUUAAGUUGGUUUUACAGUUCUCUCCUGGGUAAAUAAUUUGUAGAGAGGAGAAAAAUAUCCAUUCUAUGUAUUCUUGUGGAGAAAAACCAAACUUUAGGGGUGUUGGGGAAAGGUGGAUUAUAUAACUCUGGAGAAUCAACAUUUUAAGGGAAGCCUUUCUGUUCAAACAUGAUGUAUCAAAAACCAUGAUUUGGGGAAACUCGAAGCAAAUCUGGUUUUGCAAUUGUCAUGUUAUAAGUGACUUUGUUUGUGACGAAGACAUCAUGCUCGGGUUCUCAGUAUAGAAUGCUGCUUAACCAAAAAGACAUGCCGGUGCCAAUGGCUAACAACUUGUAGGGACUCUAUGUCAUGUCAAAAAUAGCUCUUUGCAAGUGCCUUGAUUAAGCCAGAGUAUUGUAGUUGCUUAACCCAAAUAUCUGAAGGGUCAUCUGAUGACUCAUGAGUGUCUGGCCUCAUAAGAAGGUCCACUCUGUGUACUGGCAUUCCUCCUGCAAUGCUGUUGUAUCUUCGAGAGUGUUGUCAGUGUGCACAGCUCACGUCCUUCAUAUUGAAGGUGACUUAUUUUUCCACCACGCUUUUUCGAUGUGAUGUUGGAAGUGAGGACUGACACUGAUUCUCAGUUCAAGAAUCAAGUACCUUGCACAUGAAAGUAGCAAUCUGUUUUCUUUCCUAUAGUCCUCUUAUUGUUUUAAGUCUUUCUACCAAUUCCUUUGAAGUCAAAAUACUUUUUAAAAUAGAUGUGAAGUGUUUUGGAUGUGUUAUAAUGUAUUGGUUUUGAGGUGUGCAUAAAUCCAUUCUGUAAGAGCUCAAGGACAGGAGUCCCUGAAUGUUUGCUUCUGUCAUUGUGCAGGUCCAUUGAGAGAUGUUCAGAGAAUGCAGUUAAUUUUAACACGUGUGAUCUGCUAUGCUGGAAAAGUGCUAUUGGAAUAACUGCUGUGACAGUAUUUGAAAUACCCACAAUUUUGGCUAGCACCCACAAUUUUUCUACUCUAAAUAUUUCACUCUCCUAUAGUUAUGCUUAGUGAACUUCUCACUUUAAAAAUAAAAGUGUUUGAUAUGAGAUCUAA